UUGUUGCGCCGUCUCGCAGUCAGCUGUAGCAGAUUAUGAUUGAUAUAGCGGGGCGCGAGCAUUACGGCCUUGACAUAUGGCUAGCAGGGGAACCCUCGAACAAUUGAACCGUGGUGUGCCAGAGUAUUCCUGAAUCCAACACACACGCAGUCUGCCUCUCAUCCAAACCAUAUGCUCUACGCACAGGUAGCACAUAAAUAACGCUUUGCGAGAUUUUGAUUUUAUUGUUUUUUUCUUAUCCUUAUAGGAAAUUGCUCUUAAAUCAAAACAGGCACCGAUCCUUCACAAAGCAGCCACCCACUCGUUCACCUCACACACAAAAGAGAAAGAUAAAAAGACGCAGGCAAAAGACUAAAGCAACCGAUCCAUCUUUUCGUUCCAAAUCGUCACGAAAAACAAAAUUACGCAAUAGCAUCCACACGCAUAUGAAGACCAGGUAUACACGUCCCAUCCACGUUGUACUCACCAUCGGCCCGCUAUAGCACCUCUUAGCAGCCAAAGGAAGUCAUAUUUGUCUGCUAAAACAUCCCUUUAAGCGACAGAAAGGCUACACCAGUGCGCGUAAAAAUGGUUCCUAAUCUUAGUGGCCAGUGUUUCUCGCCGCUUCCUGGCUGCAUUUGAUCCGGGGGAGAGUUAGAAGCCUUAAAUGUGCUGUGAGGGCACCCGAGCUGUCAGACCUUUUGGCGAGUAAGAUUGAUCGCGCGCAGGCUUCCAGGACUCUUUGUUUGGUAUAUAAGCAAAAAAUGAGAGGAGGCGAAGGCGUUUUUCCCUCACUGUUUUCUUUCUGUUUUAUUCGAGCAGUCAUAGAUUUCCUACUUUUUUCGUGUGGAAAUGUUACAUGGUUCUUCCUCUUGUCAUGUGAGGAUUUGGUGGAGGGAGCAUUCUGGAGGCAUGAGUAAACAUAGCUGGGAGAAGCCAUUGAAAGGCAUUACCAUAAACACAUAUAGGAAUGCUUUGGAAAACGACCAAUGUUAACGUAAUAGGGCUCUGCUUUGUCGUAAUUCCACAUCAGCUGAUCUUUUUACGCAUUUUUACGCAUUUUUACGCACGGUAUUUUGCCACACGCAGCUAUACUCUCCUUUCCACAAAAGGCCUAUACUAAUUCAAAUAGUAUUCUGUUGGAUAAAUCUAUGCAAUAUGACUGUUUAUAUUCCAUUCUAUGCAAUUAAAUAUGAAUUGUGAUAUGUGACCUGCAACAAAGGCCUCCUCUGUGCCCCCUUCGUUAACAAAGCCUUCAUUCAUGCUCAUGUUAAAAUGGAGAUAUGCACUGGACAGAUAAUUUUCUAAAAUAUGAACAUAUUCUUACUACGCCACAUAUUUUCCACGCCACAGAAUGAUAUCACAUUAGACAAUCGAACGUUGGUAAAUUACGUUAUUAUAUAUAGUGAUUAGUAACGCGCUGUAAACAGAUCAUGGUGAUUUGGCGCAAUUCAAUAACGCUUUUCCAUGUGCUAGUCCGCAUUACAACGCAAUUUAAUUUGGGUCAAUUAUUUCAUGUAGCCAUAUGUAAACAUGGCAUAAUCUAAGUAUAGAUUGAUGCAUAAUUAGGGAUUAGGGGAUGUCUUUUGAAUGGAAGGAGUUAACGAAGGAAAUGCUAUGUAAUCCUGUUCUUCAAUAAUAGUUGUUCAUUUUCUAUUGGCCUUUAUGAAAUCAUUGGCAGUGGAUAUAGAAAUGAAUAUGCACCGUUGUAAUGCGUUAUUGUUUUGCUCCAUGCAGCCAUUCACUAUCUUAUUGUGUCAUAAAAACAGCCACGUGGUUCAGCUAAGUCAAUAUAAAUGGAAAACGAAAUAAUACAUUGAUAAGAUACUAAAAACGCUCAAUGUUUUCCUAUUUUAACACUCAUAUUCGAGUGAAAAAUGCCUCCUGGUUAACGCCAAAGUGGAUAGGCCCAACCAUAUGUCAUUUCUAGUACAAACGAAAAUGCACUCCACAAUAUGUCUUUAAAUAUCAAUUUGGAAGACUACAGCGGGACGAUAUGGACAGUGAACAGUAUUUACGCCCCCAGCUCGGAUCUUAAAGCGCCUUUAUAGCCUCCAAUGUGUCGUAUCAGUCAAUAUUAAAGUUAUGAAUAGUUGUUUUUAUUGCCACGCGUAUCUCGGGCGCGUGUGUCACUAUUCUGCGUUUAAGGGGUGACUUUUAUGGGAGUCUACGCUUUGCAAAGGAGCUGUCCGCAGAUCUCCACAUCACCGCGUGUUUUCUGCCCUGGCGGUGUGAAAAUGUGUGCGAGCUGUGCGCGUGUGGGUGUGUGUGUGUGUGUGGGGAGAAGGGGGGGGGGGCGUUCACGACUGACAAACAAUACGGGAAAGGAGGACGAACCCGCGCGCAUGCACCCUCUCCGACUCAGCCAGCACCACUUCCCCGGAAUCAUCGACAGGCAUUCUUAAAUAUUUCUGCGUAGUGGAGAGGACGCGAGUGAAGAGGACACGGGGGGACAUGUCAAUAAAUGAGACGUGUCCACUGCGGGCGCGCCAGAGUUUUUCUUCAUUCGCUCUCCUCGGAUCAAUCACGCAAGACAGUCUUUUGAUAAAACCCUAAGUUGUCAUUGGGCAGAGGUAAUCAUGUGACAGCGGCUCAAUUUCAACCUCCAUGAAGUCAAUAGUUUAACCGGAGCCUGCAUGGUCCCCACUGUGAAAAAAGUCUACUCGUGCACGGGGAGUAUGUUUGUAUGUGUUUUUCGUCCUCGUCGAUUCGGUAGAGUUCGUAAAAUCACGCGUGGCAAACUUUCCUCGGCUCUGAACGGGCGGAGAUGAAUUACGAAUUCGAGCGAGAGAGCGGUUUUAUCAAUAGUCAGCCGUCGCUUGCUGAGUGCCUGACAUCUUUCCCCCCUGUCGCUGAUUCAUUCCAAACUUCAUCAAUCAAGGGCUCGACGCUUUCACGGCCGACGCUGUUGCCUCCUCCCUUCGAGCAGACCAUCCCCAGCUUGAACCCGGGCAGCCAUCCGCGCCACGGCCGGCCCAGGCACAGCCCCGAUGGGUGCAGUCCGCUGCCCACCGCCUCGUUGCCCCCGGAGUACCCGUGGAUGCGCGAGAAGAAGGCGUCUAAGAGGAACCACCUGUCCAGCGCCAGUGCAAUCUCCAGCGGGGCCGUGUGCUUCUCUCCAAAAGGCUCGCCAGAGAUCGUGGAAAGCGGCGUGGGAGCGGCACUGGGGAGCGGCGGAGCUGGAGGUCUCGCGGCCGGAGGAGUAGCAGGAGGAGGGGGGUCGCGGAGGCUGAGGACCGCGUACACGAACACACAGUUACUCGAGCUGGAGAAGGAAUUCCACUUCAACAAGUACCUGUGCCGGCCGCGACGCGUGGAGAUAGCGGCCUUGCUGGACCUGACCGAGCGCCAAGUCAAAGUGUGGUUCCAGAACAGACGCAUGAAGCACAAGAGGCAAACCCAGACCAAGGACAGCCACAGCGGGGACGGGAAAGGCCGAGGGGCGGGCGAGGAGUCACUGCAGAGCGAAGACGACGAGGAGGGGUCCCUUUACGAGACUUUUCAAACGCACAAUAAUAACAACAACAACAGCGAAGUCGCGUUUACAGCCGCGCCACUGAACUGCAAUGACAAAAAUCUCAAACAUUUUCCCACUUCUACUGCGGGAUGCCUGUCAACAAUAGGGCCCGGCUCGGCAUCUGGACAUCCGGACAAUGGCGAGUGCAGUCCCCCGGCUUUAGACGUCUCCCUACACGACUUCCAGGCUUUCUCCGCGGAUUCCUGCCUGCAGCUGUCCGAUGCCGCUUCGCCGAGCCUCUCUGAGUCUCUGGACAGCCCCGGGGACCUAUCCACGGACACUUUCUACUUUUUCACGGAGUCUCUAACCACAAUCGACCUGCAGCAUCUAAACUAUUAACUCCAACAGCACGCGUUUUUCUCUCUCCCGUGGACACGAAUUUUUAUAAUUGUUUGUAAAUUGGGCACAUUAAUUUUGUUGAUAUUUGACAAGGUAAGGCUCGAUUCUGAAUCUCUGAAGUAGUUGUAAUUACCACAACAGUUCCUGGAAUGAAAUGAAGUGUGUGUGUGUGUGAAUUUAUGAUGCAAUAUUCAUAGACUUAUGGAAACCUGCUCCUUUUUAUUUUUGUAUAGCUUCUUGGAUAUUUUUGUUAGAAUACAUUUAACUUGAU
Messenger RNA from Periophthalmus magnuspinnatus, 4106 nucleotides. Its product is annotated as homeobox protein Hox-A2a-like. The record is from RefSeq and is a predicted model, not a curated record. NCBI's taxonomy places the organism in Eukaryota, Metazoa, Chordata, Actinopteri, Gobiiformes, Gobiidae. Gene Ontology annotation, biological process: regulation of DNA-templated transcription. Gene Ontology annotation, molecular function: DNA-binding transcription factor activity, RNA polymerase II-specific; DNA binding. Bases 2747 to 3835 code for a protein of 362 amino acids. The transcript has 2 exons.